AUGUCCGAAAGCGGCUCGGACAUUACUUCUUUAAUUAGCGACCUCUUUGGGUCCGAACGAGAUCCAGAGCGGGAGAGGCUGCGAGCCUCCGAUAGGUCCGGCGGCCGAGAGCGGUCCGGCGACCGGGAAGGGGCUGGCGAUGGAGAACGGCCUGGUGACCGAGAACGACCUCCUUCCGAGUCGGAGGAGGAGCCGUGGACGUUGGACAUUGAUUCGAUUGUGAGUUCGCCGCGGGAGGAGUGGGAGGAAUUGAGUCAGAGUGAGUGGGCAGGUUUCCGGCUUUUGUACAAGUUGAAUGACGAUUUGCGGCAGGAUUGUUACGUGGUUGAUGUGUUGCGAGUUGUAGAGCAUGAUGUGUGCACACGUGUGUUCGGAUUACGUACACAUCUGGACCGGUACAGGGUGUUGCCAUUGUCUGGUGAGGAAGGUUAUAUUGAGUUCGUGGAUGGGUCUAUGGCCUUUUCUUCGCUCGGGAAAGGGCACACACCAUUGCUGAGUCAUAUCCUUUCUUCUAAGAGCAACAAGAUCAAUUUUGUUGAGUCGCUUGCUGCCCACUGCGUGCUUACCUACAUCAUGGGAGUGGGAGAUCGUCAUCUGGAUAAUCUGAUGAUUACUCGGGACGGCCGUAUGUUUCAUGUCGACUACGGAUAUAUUCUCGGCAACGAUCCUAAACCUUUCGCACGGGUUCCCAUGCGUCUUACUAACGAAAUGACUUACGCUCUGGGAGGCAUAAGUAGCAAUACUUUUAUCACUCUUGUCAUACGCAUAAUUACACUUUGGUUCAACCUUAAGAAAACGUCCUAUGAACUUAAACUCCUCUUCCAACUAGUUAGUAAUACAUCUAUACAAGACAUACAAUAUACUAGAAAACACUUACAAACAAGAACCAACAAUGAAGCCACUCUACAGCACCUCAUGCUCAGCAAAGGAUUAGGGAGACUUAAUUUCAGCAAAGACGAUAUACUCUCGAUUCAGUUCUUAACUCACGACGUAAAUAAUUAUAACCUUAUGAUUCCUUGUGCAUGA
Messenger RNA from Gregarina niphandrodes, 1026 nucleotides. RefSeq names its product putative phosphatidylinositol 3-kinase. Gene Ontology annotation, molecular function: 1-phosphatidylinositol-3-kinase activity. Bases 1 to 1026 code for a protein of 341 amino acids. NCBI's taxonomy places the organism in Eukaryota, Apicomplexa, Conoidasida, Eugregarinorida, Gregarinidae. The transcript has a single exon. Gene Ontology annotation, cellular component: cytoplasm; membrane; peroxisome. Gene Ontology annotation, biological process: phosphatidylinositol-3-phosphate biosynthetic process; autophagy of peroxisome; autophagosome assembly. The record is from RefSeq and is a predicted model, not a curated record.